UCACUCACCUCCUCCCUGCAGUUUGGCAAAUUUAACCGCAUCGGUCACCCUGGAUUCAACUGCAUCUGGUGCUGUGCGGGAGAGGCUGUGGCCGGGAAGCUCAGCCUGAGGAUCCAGCAGCUGGAUGUCCGCUGCGAGACCAAGUCCAAGGACAAUGUCUUCGUGGACAUCGUGGUGUCUGUGCAGUACCAGGUGGUGCGCGAGAAUGUGUACGAUGCCUUCUACAAGCUCACAGACUCCAAGAGCCAGAUUCGAAGCUACGUGUAUGACGAGAUCAGGGGCCAGGUGCCCAAGAUGAACCUGGACGACGUCUUCAUCAGCAAGGAGCAGAUUGCGGCGGCGGUGAAGGAGGAACUGGCAAAGUCCAUGACGGGCUUCGGCUUCGCCAUCGUCAACACCCUGAUCACCGACAUCGAGCCGGCAGCCAAGGUCAAGGCCGCCAUGAACGACAUCAACGCCGCGCAGCGGCUGCGCCUCGCCGCCUACGAGCAGUCGGAGGCGGACAAGAUCCGCAUUGUCAAGGCGGCGGAGGCGGACGCCGAGGCCAAGUACCUGGCGGGCCAGGGUAUCGCACGCCAGCGCCAGGCCAUCAUCUCGGGCCUGCGUGAGUCGGUGCAGACCUUCCAGAACGAGGUGUCGGACGUCAACUCUCGCGACGUCAUGGAGCUGCUGCUCAUCACCCAGUACUUUGACACGCUCAAGGACAUUGGCAGCUCGUCCCGUGCCAGCACCGUCUUCCUGCCCCAUGGACCGGGGUCGGUGGGAGAGGCGGCCACCGCCAUCCGCAACGGCGUGCUCUCCGGAAUGGCGGGGUCUCCCCCCCCGCCCGCAGAUCCCAUGCAGCGCUGA
This is a messenger RNA of Auxenochlorella protothecoides, 849 nucleotides long. RefSeq names its product Hypersensitive-induced response protein 1. The transcript is spliced from 5 exons. NCBI's taxonomy places the organism in Eukaryota, Viridiplantae, Chlorophyta, Trebouxiophyceae, Chlorellales, Chlorellaceae. The annotation marks the transcript as partial. The record is from RefSeq and is a predicted model, not a curated record.